CAUCUCCUUCUUCUUCCGGGUCAGAUGUUCAUUCUCUUGACCUGUCUGUCGUGUUCGUCUUGCAUUAUGGCUGCGCCCAGCCGGGAUGAAAAGAAAAGGAAGCAGUUUGGGAAUCGUUUUCUCACUGAUGCGGCUCGGAUUUUUCAACACAACGCCUGGGAUAAUGUGGAAUGGUCUGAAGAGCAGGAAGCUGCUGCACAAUCAAAGGUCCAAGAACAGAGCAUGCAAUUAGUACCACAAGAUCAGCAAGAUGCUUAUGAAAUCAGUGCCAACAUGUAUUGGGAUGAUUUCUAUAAAACCCAUGAAAAUGGAUUUUUUAAAGAUCGACACUGGUUGUUCACUGAAUUUCCUGAACUAGCUCCAAAUCAUCAUCAAGGUCAGACUGGCAUGUAUAAUUCUAAGGAAAUUGUGAAAAACAUCAAAAAUUCAAGUCUUGGAAGCUACUCUGACAAUAAACUUUGUACAGGAGAUAAUAAAGGCUUGGAACAUCUGGAUACAGAAAGAAAGGAUAAUAGCAACAUCACUUAUCAGCUGCAGUCAGAAGAUAAAAUGGCAUCACAGCUGCAGGAAGAGAAAGUAAUAAAAAACAGUGACUUCCCAGGAUCAUCUGCCACAUACAGAAUAUUAGAGGUGGGAUGUGGUACAGGAAACACUGUCUUUCCUAUCCUUCAAACCAACAAUGAUCCAGGCCUUUUUGUGUAUUGUUGUGACUUCUCUACUACAGCAGUGGAUCUUGUCCUGGCCCAUCCAGAAUAUGAUGCCUCUCGUUGCUUUGCCUUCGUUCAUGACCUGACCAAGAAUCAGACUCCUUUUCCAAUGCCAGAUGAGAGCCUUGAUGUGGUAGUUCUUAUCUUCGUCCUUUCAUCUAUUCUUCCAGAAAAAAUGCAGUGUGUAAUCAAUAGGCUUAGCCAACUUCUAAAACCUGGUGGAAUUAUUUUAUUACGAGAUUAUGGCCGUUUUGAUCUAGCCCAGCUUCGCUUUAAGAAAGGUCAAUGUCUGGCUGAUAAUUUCUAUGUGAAAGGAGAUGGAACCAGAGUUUAUUUCUUCACACAAGAUGAGUUGGAUUUAUUAUUCUCUACUGCUGGCUUAGAGAAAAUUCAAAAUAUUGUUGACCGCCGCCUCCAGGUGAACAGAGGAAAACAAAUCACCAUGUACAGGGUCUGGAUCCAAUGUAAAUAUCGGAAGCCACUGGGAGAUAAUAAGACUGUAGCAGGGAGAAUUUCUUCAAUUGUUAAUUGAACUUAAUGAGAUAUCCUUUUCUAGGAGAAUGUUUCCAUGCUAUAGAGGAAAUCAACAUAUAUAUGUUACACCAAUAUAACUCUGUUGUGCUGUUCUUGGAUGAUCAUUACUUUUUGAUGGUGAACAUUUUAAAUUUGGAACUGGGGGAAAGUUUCUCAGUUUACCCAGCAUUUGUAAUGAGUUUGGAUACAACCUGGUACAUUACACAGUUAUUUUGGAAUUCUCAUAACUUACAUGAUUACUUAUAAAAUAUUUGGGCUUAUUCAUCAUUCCUACAGAAACAGCUUCAGUCCCAGUUUAUCCAUUGCCAAAGAAAGAGAAAAGAGGUUUUCUCUUCUUAGGUGGUCUUUUUUCCCUAAUUUUAGAUCAUUAAAUUUUAAAAUGUGUUUUUGGUCAAUACUGAAUCCCUUUAGGUUUGGAGAUUUUUGUAUCACAAGAUAGCUUUUUCAAUUUUGGAAGGUUUACAACAGCAGUCUCCCAACCUUUCUGGCUUAGUGGACCAACGGAGGAGGUGACAGAGUGAGUGAAGGGAUAGUUUCAUGUGUGUGCCACUUUCAGAAAUGCAGCUUCACAUGCGUAUGCACUCACUCAUCCACUGUUUCCUGGGCCUGGUUCUGAACAAGCUGUGGCCUGGCCACGGCCUGGAGAUUGGGGACCUCCUGGUCUACAAUAUUAUGCAGGUGAACUGAUCAGCUUUUAGAUCAAGUUUUUCAAAAUUAAAUUGCUGAUAAAAACCAUGUUCUUCUCAUAUUCUUGCAUUGUCUCUGAAUAGGAAUGACUCAGAAUAAUUACUAAGGUCAUGCUUGUCAAAGUGUUUUUAGGAAUAUGGUUCCCUGUUAAGCUAGGAUACAGAGGAGCACAUAUUGCAUGGAAAUGAUACGGACAAGUAUAGAACAAAAGUGAAAUACAAUAGUGUUGAAUAUGUGUUUGCAAGAUUAAUAGGUAUACUUAUUUGUUAUUUGCUGAGGGUUAUGAAAGUCUAUUCUUAGCAUGAAAGUAUGACUAAUUUGUUUGACACUAAGAGCAUAUGCUAUGCAAUUAAAAUUAUUAUAGAAAUGGGCAAACAUUGAAAGUAAUGCUGCUUAUUUUUAAUAGUGUUGUUGAGUUUUGGGAUAUACUCCACAUAUAGUUAAGCUAUAGAAUAUUUUAUUAAAGGUCUAGGAUAAUGGGAAGGAUGGGACAUAGGCAAAGGUUCUGUAAAGUCCCGAGAGCCACCUUUUCCUGUGCUCUAUAUCCAUCCUGUUCAUAAUCUCACUGAUCAAAGUUUUCAAAUAGACAGCUCCACAUAAUCUUGGUUCUUCCCAGAUUGUGUAUGUAACUGGUACUAGCAUGUUUUCUGGACCCUGAGUAGAUGUGCUUCAGAGCAUCAUAUAUAUGCAUUUGUGAAGCUCUGCAUUUUACUAGGGCCAUAGUUUCAAAGAGUGUUGCCAUUUUAGCAUAGCAGUACCACCCUAUGAAAGACAUAAAAGAUUUGUAGUAUUUAUUGGCAAGAACUUCCACAUUACUACCCAAUUUUCCAUUUUAGCUGCAAAAAUCAACUGCAGCAAAUUUGAUUUUUUUUUUCUUAUGGCCAAGGAAGAUUUCACAGGUCUGAGAAAUACCUUUUAUGUGGGUGACAGCUCGUUGCAAUGUGUAUUAGUAUGGUAAUGCUUACUUUGGUGCUAAAUGUCAAGUCCAUUGGCAAUCACAUUUAACAACAUAAGAUCAGUACCAGUAGAAAUAUAGAUGCUAUAUAAUAAUCCUGGAAGCUUUUGUUGCUAUUCUGAAGUGCAAAGGACUUGUACUAUUGGUAGGAGUGUGUCUGUGCAAGAUGAGGAGAUGGUCUGAUCAGGAUAAAAUUAUAAACCUUCUUUUCACCCUUA
Crotalus tigris (Tiger rattlesnake) is the source of this 3101-nucleotide messenger RNA. Its product is annotated as tRNA N(3)-methylcytidine methyltransferase METTL2-like. Lineage: Eukaryota; Metazoa; Chordata; Lepidosauria; Squamata; Viperidae. The record is from RefSeq and is a predicted model, not a curated record. The transcript has 9 exons. Gene Ontology annotation, molecular function: tRNA (cytidine-N3)-methyltransferase activity. The coding region runs from base 25 to 1239 and encodes 404 amino acids.